This is a messenger RNA of Sinocyclocheilus anshuiensis, 1863 nucleotides long. RefSeq names its product protein NDRG4-like. Bases 306 to 1682 code for a protein of 458 amino acids. The record is from RefSeq and is a predicted model, not a curated record. The transcript is spliced from 18 exons. Lineage: Eukaryota; Metazoa; Chordata; Actinopteri; Cypriniformes; Cyprinidae.
CUCUUCUCUGUCCCUUUCUGUGAUUGCUCUUUCUCUCUCCCUCCCUCUAUCUCACUCUCAUCUGUUGGUAUGGCUCAGGCUGCAUCAUCCAAGAGGACACGUGUUCUCUGUUUAUUACAGAGCAAAAGAAGGGAGGGGAAGAGUGAGCGAAUGAGGGAGGGUGGAACAGAGGUAGAGAGAUUCACACAGCAUAGCCAUCACUGGGUAGACAGCAUCCUUCCGAAACGCACUCACGAGCAAACAAAAAGAGGCUAAACACAUCAGAAUCCUUUCAGACGACAACAGAACACAGUCCUUCAGCAGAGAUGGGGCCCGGAUUGUUCUGGAACUUCCCAUCCAAGACUAGCUGCGCGGUUCCACAGAGCCUGCUGCAGACAAUGUUGCUCUCCAGGAUGGCUGGCAUAAAGGAUCAGCAGUUCACUGAAGAGAAACCGCUACUGCCAGAAUCCAGGGGACAGGAAACAGAGAUGGCUAAAGGACAGUGUGUGCACGCGCUGCCCUGUGCUACGCCAUCCCCCCCCACGGCUCGCCCCCCAAAACGCUGGCAUGCCAUCGCCCGACACUGGCUCGGCCUGACACGCCGUCGGACCAGCGGGUACUUCCCGGAAAACUGUGAGACCUUCGUGGCUGAGGGAGAUUGGAAGGAACAUGACAUUGAAACCCCUUAUGGGAUGUUGCACGUAGUGAUCCGUGGGGCUCCAAAGGGCAACAAGCCAGCUAUCCUGACCUACCAUGAUGUUGGGCUCAACCACAAACUGUGCUUCAACACGUUCUUCCACAAUGAAGACAUGCAGGAGAUCACUAAACAUUUUGUGGUGUGCCACGUAGAUGCCCCAGGCCAGCACAUUGGUGCCCCCCAGAUGCCACAAGGAUAUCAGUAUCCUACCAUGGAUCAGCUAGCUGGGAUGCUUCCUAGUGUGGUGCAACACUUUGGCUUCAAGAGCAUCGUUGGAAUUGGAGUGGGGGCUGGUGCCUUCAUCCUCGCCAAAUUUGCGCUGAUUUUCCCUGGUCUUGUGGAGGGUCUGGUUCUACUCAACAUUGAUCCCAAUGGGAAGGGAUGGAUCGACUGGGCCGCCACAAAAUUGUCAGGACUCACCAGUACUUUACCAGACACUGUCCUGGCCCAUCUCUUCAGCCAGGAAGAGCUUAUGAGCAACACAGAAGUGGUUCAGACUUACCGUCAACAGAUCAACAAUACCAUCAACCAGUUCAACCUACAGCUUUUCUGGAACAUGUACAACAGCCGCAGGGAUUUGGAAAUGAACCGCAGUGGCUCUGUGCUAAAUGCUAAGACCCUGAGGUGCCCGGUCAUGCUGGUCGUUGGUGACAAUGCUCCGGCCGAGGAAGGCGUGGUUGAGUGCAACUCUAAACUGGAUCCAACCAACGCCACAUUCCUAAAGAUGGCUGAUUCAGGUGGAAUGCCUCAAAUUACACAGCCUGGAAAACUCUCAGAGGCUUUCAAGUACUUCCUGCAGGGAAUGGGUUACAUUGCUUAUAUGAAGGAUCGGAGAAUGAGUGGGGGGCCAGUGCCCUCGGCCAGUAUGACCCGUCUUGCUCGCUCGCGAACGGCCUCUCUGACCAGCGCCGGCUCCGUGGAUGGUUCUCGCAACCGCGCAUGCACGCACUCAGAUAGCAGUGAGGGCAUCGGGCAGGUCAGCCACACCAUGGAAGUGUCCUGCUGAUCCCUCGUGCACUGUCUCACAUGCACACAUUUAGAGAGACGUGGCAUGGAAGGAGGGUGUGAGAAGAAUGGAGGUCUCAUAUUGCUUUCAUUCUUUCUUUCUCAGCCAUUUUCUGUGUCCUUUUCUCUCAGUUUUUCAGCGUUAGCCAUCUUAAAGGAAUAGUUGACUCAAAAAUGAAAAA